AUGAAAUUAUAUCCAAUAAUUGAGAAUGUGACUUUAUCUAAUUCAAAUAUUACGAAUGAAAUCUAUCCUUUAAUUAAAUCAAUCCGAUCGGAUUGGACAUCAUCAAAUACUCGUUUGGUUACAUUUACUGAAGGUCUUACAAAUAUUAUCUUAGGUAUUUUUGAUAAUCGAACUCCAGAUGAUGAUUCAAAUGCAUUAAUUAUUAAAAUCUAUGGUAUUCAAACAGAAUUAUUUAUUGAUCGACAAUCAGAAAUCAAUGCAAUGAUUAAAUUUCAUGAGCAUGGUGUUUUUUCUCAACGUGUUCUUAUUCAAUUUAAUAAUGGAAUUAUAUAUGAAUUUGUAUCGGGUAAGACAUGUUCAAGAGAUGAUGUACGUGAAGAAAAUAUUUCAAAAUUAAUUGCAAUAAAAUUAGCAGAAAUUCAUAAUAUACCUGUUGAAGAAACUGAGCAACCAUAUAUAAUGUUAAUUCUACGUCAAUUUUUAAAAUUAUUAGAUAAAAAUUCAUUUGAUUUAUCAUCAAUUAUAUCCGAUAUAGAUAUA
Molecule: messenger RNA, 540 nt
Organism: Adineta steineri
Lineage: Eukaryota; Metazoa; Rotifera; Eurotatoria; Adinetida; Adinetidae
Source: the annotation of a GenBank genome assembly